AAAAAUAAUAAUGAGACCGAACACAAACUCAAAAGCAUUUAAUAAUGGAUUCCGAUAGAAUUCAAGCAAUAGUAAUGUUGGGCUCAUGAUUGAUCAAUAAAAUUCUUUGAAUUAUUCUCAUCGAUUGGCCGAAGAAAGCUUGCAAAUAGGGGAAGACGUCUUGGAAUCAUUCAAAAGGCAAAAUGACUCUCUCAAAGUACUUCUUAUUAUCAAAAUAGAGAAUACAAAAUAAAGUGAAUUAUACGAUCGGUGAUUUGGGACUAUCAUAAGGAAUCAUUAAGCUUAUUGGAUCAAGAGAUUAAUAAGAUCGACGCAUUAUCAUCUUUUUAACCAUUUUAUUGUUUGUCUUUAUAGGAACGCUUUACUACGUGUUCAAAUGA
Molecule: messenger RNA, 380 nt
Organism: Paramecium octaurelia
Lineage: Eukaryota; Ciliophora; Oligohymenophorea; Peniculida; Parameciidae
Source: the annotation of a GenBank genome assembly